AUCGCAGACCAUGACGUCACAAAUCUCGAGAAAUGUCAACAGAGAGUGUAUUGUGACGUAUUGUGGCUCAAUUCUAAAAUUAACUCUGGAAUGAAAUAUACAAAGGUAGCAUUCAAGCUAUCUAUGGUUUAGUAAUGUCAAACAGAAGUCGUAAAAAUGAAGAACGAAGUAUAAGAAAAGCUCAUCAGAAUAAUAGAAAACACAAAGAGCUGUCUUACUUUGUUGAUGAUGAAAAUUACGCCGGGUUUUCCAACCAACUUGCCACACUCGGUCUAACAUUAAAAGAUAUUCCUGGAGAUGGAAACUGUUUGUUCCGAGCUUUAGCCGACCAGCUGGAGGGAAAUUCCCGUCGUCACCUUCACCACCGGGAGGAGACAGUGAGGUACAUGGUGGAACAUCGAGCUGACUUUGAGCCUUUUGUUGAAGAUGAUUGUUCCUUCAAUGACCAUGUUUAUAAACUUCGCAAAGACGGCACAUACGCUGGUAACGAUGCAAUCGUGGCAUUCGCUCGAAAUAAUGGGGUGAAUGUCGUCAUUCAUCAAUUGAAUGCUCCAAUGUGGACGAUAAACGGUAACGAACGUAGCAGACGUCAACUACAUAUUGCUUACCAUAAUGGAGAUCAUUAUUCAAGUGUUCGUAAACUAACGGAUGAUACUGAUGGUCCCACUAAUAUAAAGCUAACUAGCAAACAUGAAAACAAAUCAACAUCAGGAAGGAGAGAAAGUAAGAAAAAGGCAACUGCAAGCAAGAGAAGAACACCAACCACACAAGUUUGUAAUGAUCCGAAUAUAUCACAAUGGGAUUCCAACGUUAGUCCCGUUGAUGAUGAUGAAAGUUACCAAGCGCAGUGGAAUGAUCACAUUUGGGACCAUAAUGGGACCGGAACCCGAAUAUUUGGGAACGCAGGGACCAACGUACAAGCUACCACUAACAAGACAAAUAUUAGCCAUCCACAAAAGAAGGUAAGCAACAAACACAGGAAGGAACAAGCACGGAAAGAAAGGAAGAAGCGAAGCGACGAACGGAAGAAAAACUCUUCCAAUCGCGCUUCACCGAGUGAUUCGGAUGAUUCAAGUAUUUUGGUCAAAAAUAUUGACAUUCUGAAAAUUUAACUCAAAAUUUUUGUCUGUUUUGCUUAAAACUUACAUUUGUGGGUUGAAUGACCAGGUUGGGUCAGGUUUUUGAUAGGUUGUUUUAUUCAUGAUAUACUUAUGUGAUAAAAGCAUCACAUAUCAUGAUUUGUAAUGGUAUCAUAUUCAUGAUUUGUGAUGUUAUCAACAAAGUCAACACAUAAUGCCGUACCUUUAAAAGCAAUUUAAAGGAUUUUUUAUUUAGUCAAAUUUUAAUUUGUAAGUUUCAUUUUCAUCAUAUGAUUUUGUAUCGUGUAUUCAUCACCUCACCUCAUAAUCUAUAUUUCUUAUGAAACAGCCUGGUGGAAAUAACCCACACACCCCAAAGUUCAAUCUACGCUUAGUUACCCAACUACUUGAUCUGGUCCCUCUCAACUAAACAUAAACACCACUGUGACUCUUUCUUCCCAACAUUGUUUAUUUAAUCAUAAUGCCCAUUGUUGAAAUACAAUGCAAGAUUAA
Ciona intestinalis (vase tunicate) is the source of this 1592-nucleotide messenger RNA. NCBI's taxonomy places the organism in Eukaryota, Metazoa, Chordata, Ascidiacea, Phlebobranchia, Cionidae. The record is from RefSeq and is a predicted model, not a curated record.